Molecule: messenger RNA, 210 nt
Organism: Nezara viridula (southern green stink bug)
Lineage: Eukaryota; Metazoa; Arthropoda; Insecta; Hemiptera; Pentatomidae
Source: the annotation of a GenBank genome assembly
AUGCCUCGGCGGGAGCUGAAUCAGUUAGCGAUGUUUGCCCGGGAAGGACCCAGCUGCAAAGGUCAGAGUUCACCAGGCACCUGCAACUACCUCCACAGCUCGGAUUUAUUUACAUCCACUCCUCACUUCCAGCUACCGGAAUAUCCUUCAGGGCUAAGGAUUAGUUUCCACUUCGCCGAGCGUAUCCUCUCCGUCUUGGGGAUUUACUGA